AUGGCGAGCCCGAGCCUGGAGCCGCUCCUGGCGCUCGGCCUGCCACUGCUGCUGGCCCGCUGGGGCCGGGUCGGGGGGCAAGCACUUUCUACGACCUCUACAAGUGUGAACACCACCACUACGCCCUCUGGCCCCAGCCCUGGUUCCAAUGGAGCCCUGUCACAGGAGGCCAUCACCGCCAUCAUCGUGGUUUUCUCUCUCCUGGCUGCCCUGCUCCUGGCUGUGGGUCUGGCCCUGCUGGUGCGGAAGCUACGGGAGAAGAGGCAAACGGAGGGCACCUACCGGCCCAGCAGUGAGGAGCAGUUCUCCCACGCAGCUGAGGCCCGGGCUCCCCAGGACUCCAAGGAGACGGUGCGGGGCUGCCUGCCCAUCUAG
Molecule: messenger RNA, 375 nt
Organism: Budorcas taxicolor (takin)
Lineage: Eukaryota; Metazoa; Chordata; Mammalia; Artiodactyla; Bovidae
Gene: CRB3
Product: crumbs cell polarity complex component 3
Exons: 4
Coding region: 1-375 (124 amino acids)
Source: RefSeq, a predicted model, not a curated record